Nylanderia fulva is the source of this 1161-nucleotide messenger RNA. It is a transcript of the gene NitFhit, whose product is annotated as ntrilase and fragile histidine triad fusion protein NitFhit. Lineage: Eukaryota; Metazoa; Arthropoda; Insecta; Hymenoptera; Formicidae. Gene Ontology annotation, molecular function: hydrolase activity, acting on carbon-nitrogen (but not peptide) bonds, in linear amides; bis(5'-adenosyl)-triphosphatase activity. The record is from RefSeq and is a predicted model, not a curated record. Gene Ontology annotation, biological process: nucleobase-containing compound metabolic process.
AUAUAUAUAGAACGUCAACUUUGCAAGUUGAUAGAAAUAAUAUAUAUAACUAGAGAUAAGCUUAAUUUUUCUUUGAUAACACAUAGUGACGUAUUAAUAAUGAGAUAAUGAAACGUGCAUGGUCCAUUAUCACUCAUCAUUACAGCAUACAGCAGGCAAAGCGUUGUGUUAGCACAAUGGCGAAUCCACUAAUUGCAGUAUGUCAAAUGCGAUCAAUAGCUGACAAAGUAAAAAAUCUGGAAGUUGUAACUGAAUUAGCAGCUGAGGCCAAACACAGAUCAGCUGUAAUGGCAUUCUUCCCCGAAGCUUGCGAUUACUUGGCAGAUAAUAAGAAGGAUAUUGUCGCUAUGGCUGAACCAUUAACUGGACAGACAGUGGCAUCUUAUAAAGAGAUUGCUGUUAAGAAUAACAUCUGGUUAUCCUUAGGUGGAAUUCAUGAGGCUUCAGAUAAUACAGAAAAGAUAUACAAUACACAUAUAUUGAUAAAUAAUGAGGGGCAAUUGGUAGCUGCGUACAGAAAAAUACACUUGUUUGACAUGGAUAAUAAGGAUACUGGAGUACGUUUGAUGGAAUCGGAUUAUGUAUUGAAAGGAACUCAAAUCGUGCCCCCUGUGCUUACACCAAUCGGAAAGCUCGCACUGAGCAUUUGCUAUGAUAUGCGGUUUCCCGAGUUAUCAUUAACUUUGCGGAACAUGGGAGCACAAAUUCUCACCUAUCCAUCAGCCUUCACUUAUCAAACAGGUGCGGCACAUUGGGAAGUGAUGUUGCGAGCACGAGCUAUAGAGAAUCAGUGUUAUGUCAUAGCCGCAGCACAAACUGGCGCGCACAAUAAAAAGAGAGUGAGCUGGGGUCAUACUAUGAUUGUAGAUCCUUGGGGCGCUGUUAUAGCACAAAGUGCAGAAAAGACGGGUAUUGCUGUGGCAGAAAUUGAUCUCGCAUUAUUGGAAAAAGUCAGAAAAAACAUGCCGUGCGAAGAACACCGUCGUACUGAUUUGUACUCUAAUAUGGAAUAUCGAAAGUCUAUUUAAUAUAAGCAAAAGAAUUUACUAAGUAAAUAAGCGAUUAGUGUAAUUAAUGGAUAUAUUAAUUUUGAUAGAUUUACAUUUAUAGGAACCCACAACACAAAUUUAGAAUAAAGUAGCAUUAUUGUUAUUAAUUUUA